Megalops cyprinoides (Indo-Pacific tarpon) is the source of this 1765-nucleotide messenger RNA. RefSeq names its product cytochrome P450 27C1-like. Bases 1 to 1620 code for a protein of 539 amino acids. The record is from RefSeq and is a predicted model, not a curated record. Gene Ontology annotation, cellular component: mitochondrial inner membrane. NCBI's taxonomy places the organism in Eukaryota, Metazoa, Chordata, Actinopteri, Elopiformes, Megalopidae. Gene Ontology annotation, molecular function: oxidoreductase activity, acting on paired donors, with incorporation or reduction of molecular oxygen; heme binding; monooxygenase activity. Gene Ontology annotation, biological process: cholesterol metabolic process; glucocorticoid biosynthetic process; C21-steroid hormone biosynthetic process. The transcript has 9 exons.
AUGGCACCUUUUAAGAAAAUGCUGCACCUUUGCAUCAGGAGAGUGUCCAGGGAGGCGGAGAGCGGAUACUUUUUGCUACAGGCAGCUGGUUUCCACAAGCACUCUGCAAGUCAGUCUCUGCCAGCAGUUGAGGAAAAUGUGUUGCCUAAGAGCUUUAUUCCCCCGGCAGCGGCGGCUGGAAAGGACACUAAAGUAAAAACCCUGAAGGAGAUGCCAGGACCAAGCACUCUCAGUAAUAUUAUCGAGUUCUUUUAUAAGGACGGGUUCAGUCGGAUCCACGAAAUACAGCUGGAGCACAGCCAGAAGUACGGGAAGAUAUUCAAGUCGCAUUUCGGCCCGCAGCUUGUGGUGUCGAUUGCGGACCGGGACAUGGUGGCUGAGGUCUUGAGGGCGGAGGGCGUGGCCCCUCAGCGCGCCAACAUGGAGUCGUGGAAGGAGUACCGUGACAUGAGAGGGCGUGCCACAGGGCUCAUCUCAGCGGAAGGGGAGGACUGGCUGAAGAUGCGCAGCAUCCUCCGGCAGCUGAUCCUGCGCCCCCGCGACGUGGCCGUCUUCUCCGACGACAUCAACGGCGUGGUGGCCGACCUGGUGAGCAGGGUCCGCGUGCUGCGCAGCCGGCAGCAGGACGGAGUCACCGUGCUCAAUGUCAACGACCUGUUCUUCAAAUACGCCAUGGAGGGCGUGGCCGCCAUCCUGUACGAGAGUAGGCUGGGCUGCCUGCAGGAGGAGAUCCCCCAGCAGAGCCAGGAGUACAUCGCUGCGCUGCACCUCAUGUUCAGCUCCUUCAAGACGUCCAUGUACGCCGGCGCCAUCCCCAAGUGGCUCCGCCCCAUCAUUCCCAAACCCUGGAAGGAGUUCUGCCACUCCUGGGACGGCCUCUUCAAAUUCAGUCAGAUUCACGUGGACAAGAAGCUGUCCGAGAUUCAGGAUCGUCUGGCCUCAGGGCAGGAAGUAAAAGGCGGGCUGCUGACCUACCUGUUGGUAUCCAAGGAGAUGACAUUGGAGGAGAUCUACGCCAACAUGACAGAGAUGCUGCUGGCUGGAGUGGAUACGACCUCCUUCACUCUGUCCUGGAGUAUCUACCUGCUAGCACUACACCCUGAGGUGCAACAGCAGGUUUUUGAAGAGGUGCAACACACACUAGGGACCGAGCGGGUGCCUGUCUCCGAGGACAUUCCCAGAAUGCCCCUCAUCCGAGGACUGGUGAAGGAGACCCUCAGGCUGUUCCCGGUUCUCCCGGGAAACGGUCGGAUCACACAGAGCGAUCUCGUCGUCGGGGGAUACCUCAUACCUGCGGGGACUCAGCUGGCUUUGUGCCACUACUCCACCUCCCACGAUGAGGAGACCUUCCAGGGGGCCACCGAGUUCCGUCCGGAGCGCUGGGUACGGAAGGACGCCACCGACCGGGUCGACAACUUCGGCUCCAUCCCGUUCGGCUACGGCAUCCGCAGCUGCAUCGGCCGGAGGGUGGCCGAACUGGAGAUGUACCUGGCCCUCACUCAGCUGAUCCAGAAGUUCCAAAUUGAAGUGUCCCCGCAAACGCAGCAGGUCCGGGCCAAAACCCACGGACUCCUCACCCCCGGAGCCCCCAUCAACGUCAAGUUUGUGGACCGGCAGUAGGCCCCUCUCCUGCACUUAUCUUCGACGUGUGGUGCGGCUCCAAACUGUAACACCACUCUCAGCGGGACGAGAGCGUCAGCUUUAUCUGUGACGGCAGCACUACACUACAGCCCCACAACUGCUCUCACCCACAGAGCUUAUUCCA